Molecule: messenger RNA, 3262 nt
Organism: Patiria miniata (bat star)
Lineage: Eukaryota; Metazoa; Echinodermata; Asteroidea; Valvatida; Asterinidae
Product: perilipin-2-like
Exons: 11
Coding region: 95-1492 (465 amino acids)
Biological process (GO): positive regulation of triglyceride storage; lipid storage
Cellular component (GO): cytosol; lipid droplet
Source: RefSeq, a predicted model, not a curated record
GGUACCGGGUUGCAUCAUCACACCCACGGAGAGUUCGGGCCAAAGUGCAACGUCCGUUCAGCUCAAUUGCACAAUUCAGCCUGUAUAUUUCUAAAUGUUCGCUGUGACAGGAAUUCAGAACACAACUCCGACUUCGUUGAGAAGCACCGAAAACAGAGAAACCUUUAUCAACAUUUCGAGUAUGAAGACUUCUGGUGAAGCCACUAAGCCAAGUAUGGAGUGUGAUAUGAUUGAACCUAUGGAGUCUGGUCCAGGCAAUGUAGUAGUUCUUGACUCUUCCUCCGGGGUUGAUAUCAUCACUCGUGUAACACAAAUCCCCGUGGUGAGCUCUACCAUUGGACAGGUAACCAACAUGUACACUUGGACCAAGGGGCGUAGCACACUUGCCAACAGGGCCCUUGGAUAUGCUGAGAAGUCUGUGGUUGUGGCAGCCCAAACAGCCAAACCAGUGGUUGACCGCUUUGAGAAGCCAAUUUCCAUGGCCAGUGAGUUUGCCUGCCAUCAGCUGGACAAGUUGGAAGAGAAGGUUCCCCUUAUCAGCAAGCCAACUGACGAGGUGGUAAGCACCAUACAAGAUGGUACCCGACAGGUGAUUGAAGGCACUAAGCAGAAGGGAGUAGAAGGCCUGAAUAUGCUGAUGAAUACCCGCAUGGGUAAGGUGGUCUCCUUUGGAUUGGAUACGGCUCUGGCUGUGUCUGAGAUUGCUGUGGAUUACUACCUGCCUCCUGAUGAUGCUGAGAAGAAGCAAGAGAUGAAAGAUGACUAUGAUGAGAAGGAGACAGAGAUGGAGAAGGAAUCACCCAGCUCUGUCCAACGUGUCAAUACUUUGAGCAAAAAAGUACGUCGUCGUCUGCACAAAAAGGCCUUGAUGAACAUCCGCUAUGCCCAGAAACGCAGCCAGGAAACCAUUCAAAAGCUGCACUUUACUGUUGAUCUGAUUGACUAUGCCAAAGAGAGCAUUGAUGGAGCCAAUCAGACAAUCCGUACUAAUGCAGAAGCAGCCCAGGAGAAGCUAUGGAACACCUGGAAUGAUUGGACCACCACUGAGGAAGGAAAGGAGAAGGAGACUGAGCAUUCGGAGGUGACAGACAAGGAAGGAGAACAGAAGACGCUGGCUAUUGCACGUGCGCUGGCAGGACGUCUGCGUGGACUGACUCAGAAUAUUGCCAGCUCUGUGGCCAUCUUGCCUCAGCACAUCCAUGGCAAAGUGGAGGAAGCCCGAACCAUGGCUGAUAACAUCUACCACUCAUUUGAAGAGGCUCACUACUUCAGUGACAUCUCCUCCAGCCUGCUGACUACCUGCCGGGAACAGCUCAACAAUCUGUCCCAUGUCAGUAUGCAAGUGGCUAAUUAUGUCAUCAAUUCCUCACCCGUGCAGUGGCUGACUCCCAAUGAGAUACCCAAUGUGGAGAUGGAAGGUAUCGAGUUUGACUACAUACCAGGCUCAGACCAGAAUGACGUGGACCUUACCAGUGAUUCCAGUGAGUUCUAGGCACGAUGUGUUGUAACAAAGUUGUCAUCUUUGGACCAUCAGUAUGGCAACAUUUCACUUUGUUGUAUGAAUUCACUAAGUAGCAUAGCAAAGCAUGUUGAUUUAAUGUAUUUGGCAAAAAGAGUUUGUCUGGUGAUAUUUCAGUAGAGUAGACUAUUGGAUUAGCAAUAUUGUCAAGAUGGCCGAAGUGAACCACAGGAAAAUCCUAUCAUGCAAAUGCAAUAUGAUGUAUUUCAUGCCAUUCAUGUAAUUUCCCCGCAGGCUGCAUAGAGUGACUAUAAUCUCUGCACUCGUAGCAGAUAACGUACCGGAACAACAUGUUUAUCAUGUGUUGCACCAAUGAUAGAGUGUUUUAGGUUUUUUGCACUUAUUUCUUUACUUUCUAAUUUAAAGAUGAGAAAUGAAGUAAUCAUGUACUUCCUUGUAAUUUGAUAGGAAUCAGGUCGUAUUUCGGGGGAAAAGAUUGGGAAAAUGACCAAUUUAUAUGCAUGUAAGGUUGCCAAGCAAACAAUAUUGCCGAACUACAAGUUUUUAAAAUAAAAUAAAAAUUAAGCUUUUGAAAUGAGUUGGCCAAAGGUUUGCUGUUAUGAACAAUCGUGUACAGUUUGUGAAUGAGAGCAGCUCAUACAGGGUUGUGAAGCAAACGUUAGCAUCAAAUCUUACAUGUACGUGUGAUUCUGGUUUUUACAUUGAAAACCAGAGGAGCCAAGCUUGGUACUUCCAUCAUCAGCCCCCCCCCCCCUCCAAGAAAUUGUCCCCAGCUUCAAACUAAGUCUCAAUUCAGGAACAUUCUGCGCCGCGCCACCCCAAAAAUAUUCCUCAACAGUUUUCCCUCCCUUACCCAUAAAAUGUUUUAGGUCUAUUCUGUACUCUAUCAGUUGUUCAGUUUAAUGUCAAAUGAUAGCCUAGACCUUAUUACAGUAGAGAAUAUAACAAGGGUUUAUAACUUCACCUACACUAUUCAGAUAGCCACUGUCUGUGAAAGAAGGCCAUUUUUUAAUAAUUGUGAAACAGGAUGGUAUGUAGAUCUUAAAAUGUAAUUCAUGAAAUAUUGAUUCUUACUAUCUCACUCAAUUCAGCAUUCUGUAGUUUUUUUUUUUUUUUUGACUUGCACAUUCUAAAAGGAAGUUAGUUUUGUUCUGAUUGUUUUGGGGUUUUGCAAGCUUCCAUAGAACUGGAACAUGCGUAUGGAAUGUUCUGAUUAAUGUUGUCAUUUGCAAAUGUCAUGAAAUUAUUGCAAAAGUGUGGUUUAGUAACUCUUUUAUAACUGAGAAAUGAAGCAAAUUUAGGUUGAAAAUAUGAAGUCAUUUGAGUUCAGUGAACUCUUUAUUUUCAAACUUGGGCCCAUUUUCAUAGCGCUGCUUAACAGCUGAUUUUAUGCUAACUGUGCCUCUAUCAUAAAGAUCUUUAAGCAGUAAGCACAGUGAAAAUAUGCUAAGUUGUUUAAAUCUGUGAUGUAUUAACAAUAGAAGUCUCCAUGCACACGCGACUGUUAUCACAUCCACGCCAUGAAAUAGUGCUUACACAGGAGCACCAUUUUCUGCUGUAGUAAGCACAAAUUUUCUGCUAUUACUGUUAAGCAGCGCCAUGAAAUUGGGCCCAGCUUUUAUCUUUACUUGCAUAAAUACUGUUUUCAAGAUCAAAAUGCAAAAGUAGCUUACUUUUUUGUUCCACUACUGAAGCGCACCGUUUGAAGUCGAUUGUCUGUAGUUGUAGAAAGCCUUGUAUUGCAUCACCGUGAUUAACAAAAAAAUCUGCAUUGAACUUGAA